AUGGAUGUGCUUAUUAUGUUUCAUUACAUUGGGUUGAUAAGAACAACUUUUCUUAUGCAAAUAGAUGUCGGUCCUAGUGAACAUCGAUCAGUAACAGCUUCGAACAGAAGACUCCAUGAAUUAGAGAGACGUGGAUGUGGACGUGGACGUGCUCGAGUAUAUGAUGAUGACAUGCACAUUGCCAUGGAUGAUGACAUGCACAUUGCCAUGGAUGAUGAUCCUAUACAUGGGGCACCAGUUAUGGAUGAUAUUGCUAUGGAUGAUGACCCUAUUGGUGAUGAUGCUGACAUUGUUGAUGAAGAUAUCCUUACUCAGCCAUUUCCGGGAGGUCCAACUGAUUCAUCAAUCCUUAAAAGUUUUAAAAGUCAUGUUGCCGCAGCUAUUUGGAAUGGUGCUGAUGAAAGGGGGCCCUUAAAGUGUCAUAAUCACUCAUCUAAGAUUCGUUCGUGGCCAUGGUGGGAACAAGGAAACAACAGUACAUUUGUAAACAUUGUGGAGAUGCCAGGACUUGCACAAUUAGCUCGUUGCACAUACCGCUUUGUCAAUAAAAUUGUAGUGUCUAGUUUUGUUGAGAGAUGGCAACCGGAGACAAACACCUUCCAUUUGACUGUUGGAGAGAUGACUAUCACAUUGGACGAUGUCGCUACUAUCCUAGGGCUUCCCAUUGUAGGCAAAUCUAUUAGCGUGCGUAAGUUGUCAGAAAGGCGGGCUGUUACAUUAGUAGUUAAUACCUUGGAAAUUGAUGAGCAAGAAGUCAGACAUGAGAUGUCUACUGCUGGAGGCAAUUCAGUGAGGCUUGAGUGGUUGAGGGCACAGUUUCAUAAUGUCACAGACAAUUAUUCAAUGGAAAGAAUUGCAUGUGCAAGUAGAGCAUACUUGCUAUUUUUGUUGGGUUGUACACUUUUUAGUGACAAGACAUGUACUAGGGCCCCUGUUGUUUAUUUGAGUUUGUUGUCCGAUUUGACGACUGUAUCUUCAUAUGCUUGGGGUGCUGCUACAUUGGCAUACUUAUAUAGACAGUUGGGGUACGCUAGCAGGUCCGGCGUGAAACAAAUAGCCGGUUACAUGACACUCCUUGAGGGGUGGAUUUAUGAGCACUUUCGUGGAUUCCGACCACACUUGAAUAUGAAUUACACUCGAGACAGGCCACAUGUUUACUGUUGGACUUCUCGAAGAGAGUAUGGUAAAGAGACACAGUUGCAGGCUUUUCGAGAGGAGCUUGAUAGGUUGGGUGUACAUGAUGUUAUUUGGGACCCGUACCAGAGUUGCAGAGAUGUCCAUCCAUGUCAUUCAGUUACGUUCUACCACGGUUGCCUAAAGUGUUUGGAAGUAGUUGAACCAUAUCACCCUGAUAGAGCGUUGAGACAGUUUAGCAGAGUGCAGACAAUCCCUAAUCCACCACUUGGCCCUAUGCAUGCUUCUCGAGGAGCCACAGCUCCACGCUACAAUGUUAUGUAUGCAUACUUGGACAUCAUUUGGGAGGCAUGGGACAACCAUGUGUUAUCUGAUCGAAGGAGGAGUACACCGGUACGGCAACCUUGGGAUUGUGCUCCUGGUUACAUGGAUUGGUACCAAACCAUUACCCAUAUGUACGUACAAAACCCAUCGCGUCGUUCUCAAGUGGAUCCGAAUAUCCAUCAUUAUCAGUAUCCUAACCAAGACGCACAUCGUAUGUCACAGAUACAUCAGAUUACUCAUCCUUUCAUUGAGGCUGGCUAUGAGGACAGUGUUCAACAUCCUGAUAGGCUUUACUACGCAAUUGAUGCAAUCGAACAACUUCUUCAAGAUCAGCACAUUAGUGAAGCUGCGCCCAGCACAUCCACUCAGGGUCGGUCUGCACCCAGCUCUUCCACUGCACAUCGUUUUGGUGCACAUUAUACUCGCCGGUCAUGUAGUUAA
Camellia sinensis is the source of this 1899-nucleotide messenger RNA. Lineage: Eukaryota; Viridiplantae; Streptophyta; Magnoliopsida; Ericales; Theaceae. The record is from RefSeq and is a predicted model, not a curated record.